AUGUUGAGAUCCAGAAUCCCUGCUACCAGAGCUUUUGUGCGCCACUUGUCCCACAAGGAAUUGAAAUUUGGCGUUGAAGGCAGAGCCGCUUUGUUGAAAGGUGUCAACACUUUGGCUGAUGCCGUUUCCGUCACCUUGGGUCCAAAGGGCAGAAAUGUGCUCAUCGAGCAGCAGUUUGGCUCUCCCAAAAUCACCAAAGAUGGUGUCACCGUGGCCAAGAGCAUCACCUUGAAGGACAAGUUUGAGGACAUGGGCGCCAAGUUGUUGCAGGAAGUGGCCUCCAAGACAAACGAGUCUGCCGGUGACGGUACUACUACCGCCACUGUUUUGGGUAGAUCCAUUUUCACCGAGUCUGUUAAGAACGUUGCUGCUGGUUGCAACCCUAUGGACUUGAGAAGAGGUACCCAGGCCGCCGUGGAGGCUGUGGUUGACUUCUUGCAGCAGAACAAGAAGGAGAUCACCACUUCCGAAGAGAUUGCCCAGGUGGCCACUAUCUCUGCCAAUGGCGACUCGCACAUCGGUAACUUGUUGGCUUCAGCCAUGGAGAAAGUUGGUAAGGAAGGUGUCAUUACGGUGAAGGAAGGUAAGACCUUGGAGGACGAGUUGGAGGUGACUGAAGGUAUGAAGUUCGACAGAGGUUACAUCUCUCCCUACUUCAUCACCAACGCCAAGAGCGGUAAGGUAGAGUUUGAGAACCCCUUAAUUCUCUUGUCCGAGAAGAAGCUUUCCUCCAUUCAGGACAUUUUGCCAUCCCUUGAGUUGGCCAGCCAGACCAGAAGACCAUUGUUGAUCUUGGCCGAGGACGUUGACGGCGAGGCCCUUGCUGCUUGUAUCUUGAACAAGUUGAGGGGCCAGGUUCAGGUUUGUGCUGUCAAGGCUCCAGGCUUUGGUGACAACAGAAAGAACACUUUGGGCGAUAUUGCCAUUCUCUCUGGCGGUACUGUGUUUACUGAGGAAUUGGACCUCAAGCCAGAAAGCGCUACCAUUGACCAGUUGGGUUCUGCUGGUUCUAUCACUAUCACCAAGGAGGACACCGUUAUCUUGAACGGUGAGGGUUCCAAGGAGAACAUUCAGAACAGAUGCGAGCAGAUUAGGAACUCUGUCGAGGACACCAAGACCACCGAAUACGAGAGAGAGAAGUUGCAAGAGCGUUUGGCCAAGUUGUCUGGCGGUGUUGCUGUGGUCAAGGUUGGUGGUACCUCUGAGGUUGAGGUCGGCGAGAAGAAGGACAGAUACGACGAUGCUUUGAAUGCCACCAGAGCCGCUGUUCAGGAAGGUAUCUUGCCAGGUGGUGGUACUGCCUUGAUCAAGGCAUGCAGAAUCUUGGAUGACGUCAAGAAGACCGCUGCCAACUUCGACCAGAAAUUGGGUGUUGAGAUCAUCAGAUCUGCUAUUCUCAAACCAGCCAAGAGGAUUAUCGAAAACGCUGGUGAGGAGGGUGCUGUCAUUGUUGGUAAGAUCUACGAUGAGCCAGACUUCAACAAGGGUUACGACUCAUCCAAGAGUGAGUUCACCGACAUGAUUGCUGUCGGUAUUAUUGACCCCUUCAAGGUUGUCAAGAACGGAUUGGUUGACGCUUCCGGUGUUGCCUCGUUGUUGGCUACCACCGAGUGUGCCAUUGUCGAUGCUCCAGAGCCAAAGGGCCCACCGGCACCUGCUGGUAUGAACGGCGGCAUGGGCGGUGGCAUGCCAGGCAUGUUCUAA
Candidozyma auris is the source of this 1704-nucleotide messenger RNA. It is a transcript of the gene HSP60, whose product is annotated as chaperone ATPase HSP60. Gene Ontology annotation, biological process: mitochondrial unfolded protein response; protein refolding; apoptotic mitochondrial changes. Gene Ontology annotation, molecular function: ATP binding; protein-folding chaperone binding; ATP-dependent protein folding chaperone. Gene Ontology annotation, cellular component: mitochondrial matrix; mitochondrial inner membrane. The coding region runs from base 1 to 1704 and encodes 567 amino acids. NCBI's taxonomy places the organism in Eukaryota, Fungi, Ascomycota, Pichiomycetes, Serinales, Metschnikowiaceae. The record is from RefSeq and is a predicted model, not a curated record. The transcript has a single exon.